This is a messenger RNA of Ipomoea triloba (trilobed morning glory), 960 nucleotides long. RefSeq lists its product as uncharacterized. The transcript is spliced from 2 exons. The record is from RefSeq and is a predicted model, not a curated record. Lineage: Eukaryota; Viridiplantae; Streptophyta; Magnoliopsida; Solanales; Convolvulaceae. Bases 1 to 960 code for a protein of 319 amino acids. Gene Ontology annotation, molecular function: nucleic acid binding; RNA-DNA hybrid ribonuclease activity.
AUGGUGAAGGAAGUGCAUUUGUGUCACAAGGGAAUUAUACCAAUGAAGGGUAUAAUAGUUGAGGAGGUGGAGACGCUCGCUAUCAAGGGCAGGGUGGUUCUGGAAGAGGUCGUGGAGGACCAAGGUGUGUCAUAUGUGCGGGGGGGGGGGGUGGAGGAAUCUGCCUACCAUUUAUUUGUGGAGUGCCCGGAGGCUGCGCCAUUGUGGACUGGACUUGGGGUGCCGGCGGUGCAACAUGAGCAAGGUAAUGUUGUAGAUUGGUUUUUUGCUCUAAUAGCUGUGCUUGAUGAAGAUAUUAAAUGUAAGUUUGUUAUUUUGUGCUGGGGUAUAUGGGGUAGCAGAAAUGAGCUGGUAUGGAAAGGAAACCCUUUUGUGCGUCAUUUGGUGGCUACUUCAUCACUCAAUUUCCUUGCUAGCUGGAAGGUUGUACAAGAAUGUGAUCAGACUACUACUGCUCCCAGAAUAAAUAUAGAAACCUGGAGAAAGCCUAGCCACGGCAGAUUGAAAAUGAAUACCGAUGCGGCUUUGGAUGUUGUUAAUAAUUCUAUGGGUCUGGGCUGGGUGCUACGUGAUGAUGAAGGCCGUUUUCUUGCAUGUAAAAGCCUGUGUAUAUCGGGUUGUUAUGGGGUGAAGGAGGCUGAAGCAUUGUGUAUCCGAGAAGCGCUAAGUUGGUUAAAAGAUACAGGAAUGGGUGAUGUUGAUGUGGAGACCGAUUCUCAAUUAGUUUACUAUGCGUUACGUUCGAACUCUUUUAAUUCUGCUUUUGGUUUUAUUUUAAAUGAUGUAAAAGAAGUUGCUUCCAUGAUUAAUGGUGUUGACUUCUGUUUUGCUAAGCGAUCUGCGAAUCGCGCCGCCCAUACGGUUGCUAGGGAGGUCGUUUCUAUGUCAGGUUGCGGGGAGUGGUUUGACACCCCUCCUCCUUUCCUUGUGGACUAUCUUUCUGAUGAUUUAAUGAAUUAA